GCAGUGUCACAAACGUCGAGUUGAAAUUGAAUGAAUUUUUCAAUUUGGGGGUUAUUUAUGUGUCAAUAUUUUUUGCUUCUGUGUCGUUUUUAUUAUAUCCGAUUCGAGCCCGCUUGAAUUCGGGCCCCAAAGUCCUAUUUUUUCUUGAAUCGAAAAGUUUCAUUUUCUCAUAAUCGAUAAUACAAUAUGGCCUCCACUGUGGAUCUCUCAAGAUACGGAGAUUUGUGUAGAUUAUGUGCCACCAAAACAACCCUUAUACUGGGAAUACAUAUUUUCGAAAAUGAGGGAUCUCUCAGGGAAGUCAGGAAAAAAAUUGAAUGCUGUCUUCCACUUCAGAUACAUCAAACAGAUGCUCUACCUAAAAUGAUAUGUGAGAGUUGCUUGUACAAGUUAGAAUUGCUCUUUGAAUUUCGUGAAAGAAGUGUAAGAACAGAGAAACUUCUUCAAGACUUGGUGAAAGAACUCGACAAUGAGAAGAUACAACAAGAAGGGGCAUUGAAUGUUAUCUCAAUGGAUCAUAAUGGUUUAAUUAUGAUUCCAGACCAUCAUCUGAUUGGACAUCAAAUACAAAACGUUCAAAUGGAUUUAUCACAUUUGAAUCAAAGAGAUAGUAUUGUGGUAGAACACAACUUGAUUUUAGCCCAAUCACAUCAAUCGGAUGUUAACUUGGAUCCGAGUAGCCAAAGUUUGGCUAGUUUGGAUUUGAACCAUCAUGAUUUUACCACCCAAGAUUUGUCCAAUCAUAGUUUGCAAGCUCAAGAAGCUUUGCUGAUGAAUAGUGCCAAUACUCAUGAUCUUCAUGAUGCUCAAUUUACUGAAGAGAACCUGGAUAUGAUACAUCAACAAAAUAUUAUGCACCAACAGCACCAAAUAUUACAAGAACAGUAUAGACUUCCUCAUGAGCUGACUGUAGAGAAUAUUACUUUGGAGGAAUUAUCUCAUAGUGAUGCUAUUCAUCAGAUGCAAAGGGAUAAACAUGAAAUGUUCAGUGGAAAUAAAGGCAUUAAUCAAAUGAGUUAUUCGCAUACACGGCAUCAGAAUGUUUCUUCUGAGCAUUGCAAUAUUCAAAUGACUAGUGAUUCUUCAUCUAAUGAUAAUAUCAAGUUAGAAUCUCUUAGCCACCAUGAAGAUAGUAAUAACACUGAAACGCAGCUUCUAAUAGAGAAUGAUCGGUUAAGCAGUGAGGAAGAUAAAAUGUAUCUUCUACAACAGCACAAUGAUUUAUUAGAUAGAAUUAAUGCCAAUACAACAGAAAAUAUAUUUUGUAAUGUUUGUGGUUCUGAUUUUUCAAGCAAAGAGUCUUUCGAAGAGCAUUAUACGUCACAUUUCACGAAAUGCCACAUAUGUUUUGUGGUGUAUACUAGUGAAGACAUGUUGAAUGCUCAUAUAAAGCAAGAGCAUCAAACUGUUAUGAAUGAAAUACACAAAACUUUGCCAAUGGAAGAAAUUAAGCCUAUCAAAACAAGAUUAAAAAGAGCUGUUAAAUCACCCAACAAAGUAGUAGAAACCUGUGAUGAUAACAAUGAAGAUGGUGGUAAUUAUGAUGAUAAUAGAGAAGCAUCAAAUCCGACUCGAGAGGCCGAAGAGGUGAAAAAUGACAUUAAAGAAGGAUUGAAACCAAACAGUGAAGAAAAUAAGUCACAACAGAGAAAAAAAUGGACCCCAAAGGUAUGUAAAGAAUGUGGAAAAGUGUACACUACAAAUUAUAAAUUGAACGAGCAUAUGAGGAAGCACACUGGGGAGAAACCGUACAAGUGUGGUUCAUGUGAGAAAAGUUUUAGAUCGAAAAUUGGACUUGCGCAACAUGAAGCAAAACAUACAGGACAGUACGAGUUUUCAUGUCCUACCUGUGGAAAAGGAUUUCAGUGUCGCAGUUAUCUCAUGGUUCAUCAGAGAGUACACUCUGAUGUUAAACCAUGGCCAUGCUCAACUUGUGGGGCUAAUUUCAAAACUAAACAGUCUCUCUUAGACCAUACUAACCGUCAUCUGGGAGUGAAACCUUUCAUUUGCGACGUUUGUGGCAGAGGUUUCAUAACUAAAGGUUUAUGCAAGGCUCAUCAAAAAAUACACAAUGGUUUGGACAAUAGAAAAUACUCCUGUAAAAUCUGUAAUAAAAUGUUUGUCUCCAAAAGUUAUCUGCAAACCCAUUUGAAAAUUCACACAGGAGAGAAGCCAUAUGCUUGUGAGGUGUGCAAUAAAGGUUUUUUGACAAGGGUCGAUUUGAAGAUACAUUCAACGUUGCAUACUGGGGAAAAAGCCUACGUUUGUGAGAUAUGUGGGAAGGCUUUCGCUAGAAGAGAUGCCUUGAGGUGCCAUAGGAGAUCGCACACAGGGGAAAGACCUUAUAGCUGUGAUAUUUGCGGACAGACGUUCACACAAUUCACCCCAAUGGCCAUACAUAAGAGGUUGCACACAGGUGAAAGACCUUAUUCAUGUGAAGUUUGUAAAAAGACCUUCGUCUCUCGAUCAACGAUGAUGUCUCAUGCCAAAAAACAUGUUACUUAAAAAUGCUUCCUAAAACAAAAUAUAUGUAUAAGACUGUAUAAUUUUAUUGAGAUUUAUUUUUAAUUUUUUACAAAUAAAUGUGAUCGAAAAUUC
Messenger RNA from Coccinella septempunctata (seven-spotted ladybird), 2598 nucleotides. RefSeq names its product zinc finger protein 260-like. Gene Ontology annotation, molecular function: RNA polymerase II cis-regulatory region sequence-specific DNA binding; zinc ion binding; DNA-binding transcription activator activity, RNA polymerase II-specific. Gene Ontology annotation, cellular component: nucleus. NCBI's taxonomy places the organism in Eukaryota, Metazoa, Arthropoda, Insecta, Coleoptera, Coccinellidae. The record is from RefSeq and is a predicted model, not a curated record. Gene Ontology annotation, biological process: regulation of transcription by RNA polymerase II. The coding region runs from base 187 to 2505 and encodes 772 amino acids. The transcript is spliced from 11 exons.